Messenger RNA from Paramormyrops kingsleyae, 9544 nucleotides. The record is from RefSeq and is a predicted model, not a curated record. NCBI's taxonomy places the organism in Eukaryota, Metazoa, Chordata, Actinopteri, Osteoglossiformes, Mormyridae.
UGGCGCGAGCCAUGAAAGUGGUGUAGACCGUCAGAUUGGUCGGAAGUGUAAUUCGAUUGCAGUUUUUCCUGCACAUUAAAUAUAUCUAUAGGCAUAGGACACUACUGUAAGGACUCGUUUUGUGUGACACCGUGUAAGAGAUUAAUCGCAAAAAUACGCCAUGCUGCUCUCUAUGAUGAAUAUGUGUGUAAGAUGUUAGAAGUAUUAAAUCAACACGCUAGAGAAGAAUUGGGGACACUUUGUCCAGACUGGUUUGAGGUGCUGACUGUGAAAGCCUCCACCAAAGUUGAAGAUGGGGACUCUGGUCAAAAACCUAGAAAUUCCAGGUUCCCAAGUGAACAGGAGGCACCACUGGAGAAACCAGCUGCGUGCAGCCAGAUGUUCUCCACACCCAAGAUCUUUAGGGGUCAAGAGAGAAUGUCACCCAAACCCAUAACCCAAGAUGAGGCCCUACACUGUAGUGAAAAGGAUGCAGAUAGACGGCCAGAAAAUUUGUAUUGUGUGGAUACCAGUCCUUGUUUAUUUGGAUCUACAAAUACCAGGAGUGCUGUCAGAAACCAACAUAGAGGUCAACCAUCAAAAGGUUUUCUUGAAGACCUCUUGGACACACCAGGGAGCUCAAUGCCCACAUCAGUGAAACGCAUUUCUGAAAGCUUGGGAGCACAGAUUGAUCCUGAUGUAUCCUGGACCAGUUCUCUCAACACACCACCAGCUAUGUCUCCCACGGUCAUUCUCACUAAACCCGACAAUAGUGCAUGCUCCGUAACCUGCACUGGAGACAAGCGAGAGUUUUUUGUACGGAAGCUCUUCCCCUCUCUUUCUGAAGCUUCUGGAAUCCCAAACUCACUGGACAAAAACAAACAAUUGCUGCUGUCUGAAGAUGUUGCCUGUUUGGAUAAGAAGGACCGCUUUGGAGCAUUCUCACCAGAUGUGACAGUGAAGCCGAAAUUGCCAGACGCCAUUCAGGACAGGGAGGUCCGCAGCACAGUAGCCCGUGUCCUGGAUGGAAAUGAGGACGUUAUCUCGUUUUUUUUCAGUAACAGUAGCAGCAGUUCAUUGAGGAAAGUGAAACCUGGGGAGGGAGUGAAGAGGAAAGAGGGUAAUUCAAUACGGAAUGGAUUAGCAACUAGUGUCUUGAAUGUGGCCUCCAGAGACACCAGGCCGGAGAUUCGCAUGCAGCCUAUCAAAAAACCGGGAGAUGAAUCCCAGCUGAUGGUGGAUUGUUCUGUCCCAUGGACUCCAAUGACUUUGCCUGAUUCAAUAUUACAGCCUUUGCCAAAAGAGGACACUACUGUUCACACAGACAUAUCAGUCAAACAGCUGGUUGGUCGGAUUUUACCUAAAGUUCCUCCAGCAUGUAGUGAGAGUGAUGCAAUGGAGAGUGCUUCUCCAGUACAGUGUGAUUCUGUUGUUCCUCAAUGGAAAAAUAUUGUAAAAAGUCAAGGAAAUAACAGAGAACAGUGUCCCAGUCCUUCUAAAACAGAGACUAGGGAAGCAGAGGGGGGGGAAAUGGGACAUUUGACCACAGAUGAGCUCCUACUCAGUGUUCAGCUGCCUAAUGUUAACAUGAGCUGUAACCCAGCUGGAGAUUUCACAGGAGACGCGGCCAUAGAGAAACCAUCUCAACACAAUGUAGAGGGACAGAAAGAAGUGUCAGUCUCACAGGCUGCUGAGUCUCUGGCUGAGGACUCAUUGAAAAGCUGUUCUCCUGCGAUGCCUGUUCAGAAACCUUCCAGGAAGUUUGUCUAUUCUCUGCUAACUCCUAGCCCAUCCAGUCAUACAGUCCAAAGCUCAAGAACCUAUCAGCAGUCUGAUUGUACAUUGCCUACACUUUCAGAAAGUUCAGCAGUUCAGCGGCAAUCUCAUUGUGUUGUAUCAUGCAGUGAUGGAGAAGAAUGUGCUGGUGUCACGGACAUGUUGGAUUUAAAAAAUCGUGUGUUUGAAAAACAUGACCGUACAGCAGCAGAAAAUGCUGUGCUUAAAGUUUCAUGCCAGGAGAAUGAUGACCAGGCACGUGCUGCUUUUACAGAGGAGCUUAAGAAGGAUGUCCCCUCUGGCAAAGACUGCAUCAGCGAGACCGCUUUCCAGACAGCUGCCCAGAAUGGCUGCAUGGACACACCUUGCUUUGCCACUCAGGGACAGAUGGACAGAUAUCUACCGGAAACAUCAAAUGAAACCGAGCCAAACGAAACAAUUGAGUUGACAGCUGACCAGCAGAAUGCCUCUGCUAAGAGUGGCCUUAGUCCUGAACCAGUAUGGGCCACAAAACAGAUUAUAGUGGACUAUAAUAACUAUAGUGACUGCAUAUCUAACGCAGUAAAUGAACUGAGUAGUCAAAGGCAAGACAGCAGCUACCAUACCACUCUGUCUGAUGUUUCCCAUGUUCCUAGGUUAUUAGAUGAUAUCAGCCCUGGAAAAGGAAGACUGGAGGUUGGUUUCAGAACUGCUAGCGAGAAGAUCAUUGUUUUGCCAUUUGAGGCAAUACAGAGAGCAAAAGUUUUACUCAACGAAGCAGCAGAUGGCGACCUCACAGGAAAAGCCAUUGGUCAGAAAAACCUGUCAGUAAAUUCAAUGGCUCACAACACAAUGCAAGCCAAAGAAUCUGACAUCAAAAGCAACUGCCAGAGCCUGCAGGAUCUCACUAAAUAUCCUGAGAAUGUUAUGGUGGAAGUGGGGCCGCUGUAUAGAUCUGAUGCUGAGAGAGCCAUUAAUGUCCACAGUAAUUCCAGUAGGCAGUCUUCAACAACCAAAAUUACUGGUUUCAAAACUGCCUCUAACAGUGCAAUUCAUGUGUCCUCUACAAAUCUCAAGAAAGCCAGGGAGUUGCUUGAUGAGACAGAUUAUGGGAAACAUGCAGAGAAAUAUUCAACCCCCACUGGUGCAAAAAAUGGACAAGGAAUGACAGAAGAGGAAGACUGCAAACCUAAACCCUCUGCAGCACCAGUGGCUGCAGUCUUGUCUCCUGCUCAUCCCUCUGCAAAGGGUUGCUUGGAAGCUCACUGUUUUCUGACUGCCUCGCAGAAGGCAGAUGUUACUGCGCUCUGCAGCCUUCUGGAAGAGGCAGACAGUCAAUUUGAAUUCACACAGUUUAAGCAAAUAAAUACGGACUCUAGCAGCACAGGUGUGGCUCCUCCAGGCAGUCAAAGUGAUGAAGAAGUAGAUCCUGAUUUUUUGACAGGAAUAGAUUUCAAUGAUAGUUUCACCACCCUUGGACAAGUGACAAGACGGCAAUCGGCUAUAACUGAAGUAACAGUGCUGGAUGAACCCACAGAAAAUUCUGACCUAAAGCACAAUGGACAAAAAUUCAAUGUUACAGGUGAAGCUGAGGCAAUUUCAAGCGGUGCUUUAAACAACAUGAUUGACAAAGGCACAGUGAAAUCUUUGCACCCUAAGGAUAUGGAUAGAUUAUUUGUCCCAGGUGUCAUAGCCAACUCCAGAAACUGUGGUGGUUUUUACUCAGCUCAGGGUGUGAAAAUUACUGUUUCAAUGGAACGUCUCAAAGAGGCUUCAGGUGUAUUUGAUGGUCUAGAUGUUCUCUGUACUUCUGCCUUAAAUUCUGGUGAGGAUUUGGGUUUAUCAGCAGAGAAACCAAGUGCAUUGCAAACUGACAGCAUUGUGAAACGUGCAAAGCAAGACACUCUACAAAAGGUAUCUUAUUGCCCUAAUGAACAGCAUGAGUCAUGCAAAGAAAAAAUGAAGGAAUUUUCAAAAAAGGACUUUACCUCAUCUGUGGUGGAGACAGGUAAAUAUAUUGAGAGUGACUUUAAUGAAAUGAGAAAAACUGGAAAUAUUACUGGCAUCACUCCACAUUUCGUGGGCUUCAAAACAGCUGGAGGAAAUGCUGUGAGUGUGUCUGAGAGAGCUCUUAGCAAAGCAGCAGCAAUAUUUGCAGACUUAGAAGAAGUAAAGGCAAGUACAGAUGAAGUAGGACAUCAACUGCCUAUUGAAAAUCAAAAAAGGAAAAAUACUCCGAUAAAAAUCCACGACUCACAGGCAAAGUGUGGUGACUUCAUUCUUAACGUUACUGACAAACUGCAAGUUGGAUUAAAUGAGCUGGAAGAGAAAAUGAGCAGCAAUUCGAAAGAUGCGAUAAACAUCGAUUAUGGUGUAGGGUAUGUUUCCAAAAAAAUAAAUGUGGAAAUAAACAACAUUGCUGAUAAAUUAGCUGAUGUAGAUCCCUGCCAGACCAGCAUAAAAGCACGAUCUAAUUGUGAAAACAUUGCAAAAAGCAACCUUCUAGAUAAUGAUGAGUUAAAGUAUGUUGAAGAUAUACAUUUUCCUAAGGUACAUCAGAAUGUCGAUACUAAAUUUAAAUGCCCUUUUCUAAAAACUCCAGAAUAUGAAAAUUCGGUAGCAGGUUGUAGGCUGGUUUUGUCUUGUGAUCUUCAGGGAAAAGGAGGAGGUUUUACGACAGCUAGUGGUAAAAUGGUGUCCAUUUCAGAUACAGCGCUUCAGCAAGCAAAAGCCAUAUUCAAAGAUUGUAUUGAUUCUCCGGGUUGUGAAACAACAGGUGAUGUCCAAUGUGAAAUGAGUCCUAGAAAGAUUAAUACAGUCAAAAGAAGAAAGGAGUGUCCAAGUGCCGAUGAGGUGCCUGUGUCACCACAAAGUCCACAAGAAAAAGCUCAUCUCAAGGACAAGAACAGCUCAAUGGUCAAUGAAGCAGGUACUGAAAUGCAGAGAAUAAGUGUAAUGUCACGCCUUACUCCAGGGACAAGCCAUUGUGGGUUUAGCACUGCAAGUGGGAAAAGGGUGUGUGUCUCUGAAACUGCUUUGCUGAAAGCCAGGACCUUUCUUGAAUCUGAUGAAGAAUUUCUUAAGAAUCCCAAAGAGCAUGUCACAACAGAACAUAAGGGAGUUUCAAGUCUAAACAUUCCACUUAAAAGUGGCUGUGCUUUCAGUACAGCUAGUGGUAAAAGGGUGUCCAUUUCCACAAAAUCCCUUCAGGAAGCAAAAGUUUUGUUUUCUGACAUGGAAAGUGCUUCAUUGUGGGAAUCUGGAGCAGAAGCCAAUGAAGAGAGCAAGAGAAAGGAAUUUAGUAUUUGUCCUUCUGAUUCAGGGAAAAGUAAUUGUGGGUUCAGCACUGCUAGUGGAAAGAAGGUGUCCGUGUCUGAAAAAAGCCUCAUGAAAGCGAAGACUCUUCUUGAUCAGAAUGAUGAAAAAAUGGGGCAAGAGAAAUGUGGUGAAACAGACAGUUUUAUAGCGAAUUUGUCAGCAAUGCACACCACGGACAGCAAUAUACAAGCGUCUCUUUCAGCAAAAACAAUAAAUUGCAGAAUUUUUAGGUCUAGCACCUGUCAAGAAAACAGCCUAUGUUCAGAAAUUCAGGCAAAGAAAAAUGUUAAUGUUGGAGCCUCCUACAGUGAUCCAAGAACACAGCAGUCUAGUUUAACGAACUGUGAUGGCAGUUUAGAAGUAAUAGUGAGUGCAAAGAAGAAUGAAGUAACAGUAAAUGAAAAAAGCUCUGGUUGUGCUCAGUAUUCAGACGAUGUGCCUCGUGGUGACAGAACGAUUACUUCAGUCUCUCCUGUAUCAUAUGAUUGCUCAGCAGCUGUGCUAGAGAAGCGUGAUGAAAUUGAACAAAACAGAGACAUUCCCCUUCAGGUGCUUGGUGCAGAACAAACAGGGACACCAAAAAUACAUCAGAAUUGCUUGCCCUCUUCAGGAACAACUGUAGACGAUUUCUCCCCACUUAACCUGCAGUCCCUGGGCCUUGGAUAUUGCACAGAAACUCAGCAGCAGUACUUUGAGCAGGAGGCUAUGGCUUGCACAAAGGCCCUUCUUCAGGAUGAGGAUGAGGCUGCGAAUAGGAGAAUUUCUCAAAAGGUUUCUAAAGAAUCAUCUUGUGGACCAAGAACUGCUUCCAAGUUUAAUGACACGCAUCACUCUGAGGAACAGAAACUGAGAAAUGGAAAAAGGCUUCGAGCAAUGGACUCUGCUUUGAAAGGUCAACCCCCUCUGAAAAGGCAGCUUUUGGAAGAAUUUGACAGAACUUCAGUUGGUGGAACAUGCUCUUUCCUGGUUCCCCUAAAAAGCAGCCCAGAUGGUACACUAAAAGACCGAAGAACCUUCAGGUACAGCAUGCCCCUCCAGCCUAAUGUGACCCGACCCUUUGGUGAUAAAACUUUGCUGGAACAAAGGGCGAGGAAGGACUCGUCCCUCCUGAACAGCAGAUGUGGGAAUCCCCAGGACGCUGCUUUUGUGCCUCCUUUUCGGAAGCCACCCGAACCAAAAGAUGCUGUGUCUCAUGGUCCAAGUAGGCACUCGGGUGUCUUCAUACCCCCUUUCAAAAACAGAAACCUCAGGAUGAACAGCAGUCUGCAAGAGAGUGUAACUCAGGUCCAGAAUGGCAGGAAAUCUCCCGGAUCUGUUGCAGAACCAAGCAAAUAUAUUCCUCCUGCCAAGCGGAGAUCAGAGCCAAUACCCUCAACAAAAACCAGUUCAGAAGGUGUUUGUGGCCACAAGGCUAAUCCCAACAAUGACAUUGUUGAAAAAUGUGAAGAAAAGGGAUUGGAACAAGGGAUCCCAAGUGCACGUCCCGCCUCACCGUAUGGAAACACUGUUCAAGUUUCUGUAGAUGCAGGGUUGCAGGGUCUCGAGAGCCUGCGACAUACCCGAGACCUUCAGGACAUGAGAAUCAUGAAGAAGAAGCGGCAGACCAUUAGACCCCAGCCGGGAAGUCUCCUCCUGGCAAAGACUUCCGGGAAGACGAGGUUGUCCUUAAGAAGUGCAUUUGGAGGAGGCUGUCCAGUCAGGCAUUCCCAAGAGGAGCUGUAUAAGUAUGGUGUCCACCAGGGAGUUUUCCAGAUCAGCAGCGAAAACGCAGAGUCCUUCCGUUUCCGCUAUGCUGACUACUUCUGCCAGGAAACGCUGAUUGCAGAGGGGGGUGUUCAGCUGGCCGAUGGUGGUUGGCUCAUACCUGAUAAUGGGGGCACUGUGGGGAAAGAGGAGUUUUACAGGGCCCUGUGUGACACCCCUGGUGUGGACCCCAAAUUAAUAAGUGAAAGCUGGGUAUACAAUCACUAUAGGUGGGUGGUUUGGAAACUGGCUUCUAUGGAAAGGUCCUUCCCCAGAGUGAUGGGCAGCCUGGGUCUCACCCCACAGCGGGUCCUGCUGCAGCUGAAGUACAGGUAUGACCUUGAGAUUGAUCAGAGUCGGCGGUCGGCAUUGAGAAAGAUUAUGGAGAGGGAUGACACUCCUGCAAAGACCAUGGUCCUCUGCAUCUGUGGCAUCGUUUCGACCGGUUCAGACCGCACCAAGAGAAAGACCACCCAGGGUGCGGACGCCAAGGUGGAUUCGACCACGGGACUCAUUUGGGUCACAGAUGGGUGGUACUGCAUCAAGGCACUGCUGGACACCCCACUAACAGUAAUGGUGCAGAAAGGUCGUCUCACAGUAGGUGUGAAAGUCGUGACCCAUGGAGCUGAAUUGGUUGGAUCCCAAGAUGCUUGUACCCCUUUGGAGGCACCAUCAAACCUCAUGCUCAAGAUUUCAGCCAACAGCACCAGAGUAGCAAGAUGGGACACCAAGCUAGGCUACCACCAUGACCCUCGCCCACUGAAGCUUCGGCUGUCUUCUCUGUAUAGCAAUGGAGGCCCAGUGGGCUGUGUUGAAAUAAUUGUGCUUAGAAGUUACCCGACCCAGUGGAUGGAAAAGAAACCAGACGGAGCCUAUGUGUUCCGCAGUGGACGCGCGGAAGAAAGAGAAGUUCAGAGACACAGUGCUAGCAAGCAGAAAACCAUGGAGACUCUCUUCGCAAAGAUUCAGGCCCAGUUUGAGAAGGACCAGGCAGCCAGGAACAGAUGCAAAAGCAAAGGGAAGAGGUUGAGUUGCCAGGAAAUCGAAGCUCUGCAGGACGGAGAGGAUUUACACGAAGUCGUAGACAAUGAUCCUACUGGCGUAGAGGCUUUGCUGAGUGAGAAGCAGCUGGAGAUCCUGAGCAGCUACAGACAGUCCCUGGAGCAGAAGAAACGGGAUGAGUUGCAGGAGCGAUUCCACCAGGCCCUGGAGGAGACCCAGAAGGGACAGGGGAGCUUGAGUGACAGGGAGGUCACACCAGUAUGGAGGCUGCGUGUGUCCAACUGCUGGGAGACACCAGAUGGCAGUGGGUGCUUGUUGAAUAUCUGGCGACCGUCCUCAGAGCUGCAGACUUUACUGAAGGAGGGAAGCAGGUACAAGGUGUACCAGCUAGCCACGUCGGAGGGCAGGAAGUUCAGCGGCAGCACAAACCUGCAGCUAACUGCCACCAAGAGAACGCGCUUCCAGCACGUUCAGGCAUCCCCAGAAAGGCUGACUGAACUCUUCCAGCCCAGAGCAUCUGUUAGCUUUGGGGCGCUCAUGACCCCUGGGUUCCGCCCCCUGUACGGGGAGGUAGAUGUUGUUGGCUAUGUCAUCUCCGUCGCUGACAGACACGGUGUCUCCCCUGUGAUUUACCUGGCUGACGAGCAGCUGCGCCUCGUGGCUGUCCGGGUCUCCUGCAGCCUGCUGCAGCUGGCCCUGGGAGAAGUGGUGCAGUCCCAGGCCCUGCUGGCCCUGAGCAACCUGCAGCCGCGCUGCCAGGCGCCCGUGCCCGUCCUCUACGCUGGCGAUCUGGCCCUUGUUUCUGCUAAACCUAAAGAGCCACACCAGCAGGAGGCCAGUGAGCGUUUGAGGAACGCUGUCCAGGGCUCUGAGCAUUUCUUUAAGCUUGCAGAGGAGAAACUCUUCAGCCUGAUCCAUUCAAAUGGAUCGUAUUUGCCGCCUCCUAAUGGUCCGAUUCUUGCUCCCAAAACACCGACCUGGAACGCACGACAACAAGGCAUGAAUAGUGAGACUGGGCCGACCCCUCAGAAAUCAGCACAGACGGUUGGGCCUGUCACGCCCGUGAACAGGAAGGCCCCCCCAGAGGGCAGCUCCUCAGUGGACAGGGACCCCAAGAGCAUAAAGAGGAAGCGUGGAUUAGACUACUUAUCCCACAUUCCUUCUCCUCCCCCCCUCCAGCUGCUGAAGACCAGCAUGUCGCCCGCUGUAAAAAAGACCUUCCACCCACCACGACGGUCAGAGACCCCCGCUCCGGUGAGCAGGCAGCAGCAGACACCACCCAUAGCUAAGCCAGUGGAGGGUGAGUGGGUGAGCGAUGAAGAGCUGGCCAUGAUCAAUACACAGGCCCUGCUUGACGGGUCGGGCCUGCAGAAUCAGGAGUGAUCAGGCCAGAAUAUCAGGAAGCAUUAUAGCCAAUGGGCAUGUUCCUUUGCCAUGCGAGUCAAGGGCCAAACCCCCAUCUCUUUUGGGCCAGGCUGAUGUUUCCAUAAGUAUGUGAAUGAUAUGUAUUGUAAUAUUGGACAUCAGCACUUAAGAAAAGGUUGUAUUUGUUUUUGUUUUUUUUUUGUUGCUGUUGUUGUUUUUUGUGACUUGUAGAGGUUUGUAUUUAUUUGGUGGUUUCUUUAAUAACUACUGUAAAUACGAUGUAUAAGAGUGAAUUCACCUUGCUCUGAGUGACCUGUCACUGUUUUGGUUGUUGCCUAGUUGUUGCUCAUUGUGUAAAUAUUUGAAUAAAUUGUGUAAGUGA